UUGGUCUGGAAUACAGAAGGAUCCCUCUCAUUGUUCCAUGGUGGGGUUGGACUUUGGAGGCAAUAAUAGCUGUGCUGUCCUUCCCUUACUUUGGCAUGUGCCCAAUUCUUGUUUUGUCCAGUGGAUUUCAACCCUUCCCAAGGAUCACAGCAGCCCUUCCUCCUACAGGAUGAGAACAAGUGGGACUGGGGAAAAGCAUAGAGGCCCCAUGAAAGCGUAAAAACCCAUCAUGGAAAAGACGAGAUUCAUGAGAAAUUUAUGUCUUUGAAGUUUGAACACAGAAGCAUUAGUGUAAGCUGUCAGAUUUAUGAGCUACCCAUGAAUUUAACUGAAUUUUGGGCGUUUGUGGCGUCCGUUCUCAAGGAGAAUUCGGGCUUUCCUUCAGUUAUUUUCAGGUGAAAACCCUUCUUCACCCUCACUUUCUCUGUUUCUCACUUGGCCUCGGGAUUUGGUGUUGCAAACAAGGGGUUGGGCUGAUCUUUCUUGAAGUCAAAAUCCUAUUCCUAUAUCCACAAGUUCAAGUUCCCAAGAAGCAAACUUUUUGAAGCGGUGAUUUCUGUUUUAUUCCACAAAUUCAUUACCAUGAGAUUCUAUGAACUGAGAAUGGCUGUUCCAAAUAAAACCAGAAAUUCAGGAGCACAAGCUACAGAACUGUAAAGAUUCAGAAUUUUUGAGAAUCUGUGUAAGUGAUGAUUCUUCAAUGGGCAAGAAGAAGAGCUGGUUCAAUCUAGUGAAGGGGUUCUUUCUCUUUGAGACAUUUUCAAAAACAGACAAGAAGGAGAAGAGAAGGAAAUGGAUGUUUGGAAGGCUUAAGGUUAAAAGGUUACCUUCCAUUGCCGCAUCAUCACCACCUAGAGACAGAACACUGCACGAAACAGAGGAAGAACAAAGCAAACAUGCUUUGACUGUGGCUCUGGCUUCAGCGGCUGCUGCUGAAGCAGCUGUUGCAGCAGCCAAGGCCGCAGCUGAGGUUGUCUGGCUCACUAGUGCUCCUCAAUCUACCCGAAAGUGCCAAGAAGAAACAGAAGGAUAUGCAGUUGACAUCCAAUCAAAUUCCCCUCCAUGUACCGUGCCAUGUGAAAGAAAGAUCCAAGAACUUGCUGCCACUAAAAUUCAGACUGCCUUUAGAGGCUACCUUGCUAGGAAGGCUUUGAGGGCAUUGAAGGGGAUAGUGAUGCUUCAAGCAAUCAUCAGAGGCCAGGCAGUUAGACGCCAAGCAAUGACCACCCUAAAAUGCUUACAGUCCAUGGUAAAUAUACAGUCUCAGGUUUGUGCAAGGAGAUUCGAGAUGGCAGAAGCCACUCCUCAUUUUGGUGAAAGUAAACAGUUUCUGCAGACAAUGAAAGACAAUAUCAUAAAGGUUGAUGCCACCAGUCAGAGAAGAUGGGAUGAUAGCAUUCUGACAAAGGAAGAAGCAGAAGCCAUGCUUUUAAGCAAGAAAGAAGCCGCAAUCAAGAGAGAAAGGAUAAAGGAAUACUGGUGUGCUCAUAGGAAAUCAGCAGAGUCAGAACAGAACAAGGGUAAUGCGAGACGGAAGUACUGGUUGGAUAAGUGGGUGGAUACCCAAGUUGUUAAAGGUAAAGAACUUGAAUAUUUGGACUCAGUUUGGACCUCAAAUCCAAACCUUGAAACAGAAGACAGAGCAAAACACCUGAAAGUGAGGACUUUUCAGAGUCAAUAUCCUACUGAAGAGCUGCAUUCACCUGCACUAAUUCGUCCAAGAUCAUUCUCUCACAGAAAGCAGUGUUCACUAGGGGAAGACAACUUUUCUACCUCCCCUAUAGUCCCAACUUACAUGGCUGCAACUGAAUCUGCCAAGGCAAAGGCAAGAUCACUAAGCUCGCCAAAGCUGAGACCAGGAAGUCAUGAUACUCAGUCUGAAAGCUACUCACCAUACAAGAAUAAGCUGUCUCUUAUAUCUUCUGUUACAAGAGAAGUCCCAAGUAGUUGUAGGAUGGGAAGGGCUAGUGCUUACCAGCAGAGAUCCCCACGCCUCAAAGAUCUUCCUGGACCUAUAAAAUCCAGCCAGACGCUAAAGGAUCUCAGCCUGAACUCAGAGUUCCCCUUGCCUUAUUGGGAUCGACAAAACGCCUUCAUGUGAUUCCAAUUACCAGAUGCUAAAAGAGAGGCAUGUUUUUGUGUUUCUAUGAAUUGUAGAUGUCGAUCUAUAACCAGAAAUAAAAUGGAUAAGCAACUUGACUGAGUUUGGUAUGUAAGACUGUAACACAUAUACUCACCCUAAUUAAUGGACUCUGAUUCC
Messenger RNA from Rubroshorea leprosula, 2260 nucleotides. Lineage: Eukaryota; Viridiplantae; Streptophyta; Magnoliopsida; Malvales; Dipterocarpaceae. The record is from the annotation of a GenBank genome assembly.